GAUUGAGUUUAUUAUUAUUCAGUCUGUGGGUAGGCAGGCAAGCUUUGUGCAGUUGAAUAUUGGACACAAAAUAGUGGAGCAGUGUAGCUUCCUGGUACAUAAACCACCAAAGUGCUAGAGUGUCGAGAAUGGCCAAUAGUAAACCAACAGAGAACGAAGAGACGGAUGAGAGGGAGGAGGAACUGAGUGAAGCUCAGAUCAAUGAGUUGAAGAUUGCCUUUGAGGUGUUUGAUAAGGAUGGCAAUGGAUUUAUCUCCUCGAAAGAGCUGGGUGCUGUUAUGAGGUCACUCGGCCAAAAUCCAACGGAUACUGAGCUGCAUGCAAUGAUCAACGAGGCCGAUAUAAAUGGGGACGGUCUGGUGAACUUUGAGGAUUUUAUGUUACUGAUGACGCAACGUCUGAAGGUCUUGGACAGGGACGAAGGAAUAAGGGAAGCAUUCCGAGCCUUUGAUAAGGAGGAUAAAGGCUCCUUCGAUGUAGCUGAGCUUCGGUAUGUACUGAGUAACAUCCAAGAAUUCAUCGACAUCCCCAAACACGAGGUGGAAGAGAUCUGCAAGGAAGCUGACAUCACCGGGUCUGGAACGCUCAAUUUCGAAGAAUUCGCCUUGUUGUUCGAGACGUAAAGUGCGACACAAAGCUUUCUCCGUCAAGUGAUAUUUCUUAUAUGAAAUAAGGACAAUUAAGGUCAUAAAACAUAUGCUCGGUUAAAAAAAACCAGCAGAUUCAGAGUGAAAAUCACUGAAGGAUUGAGGUACUUUGAAAAAGAUUAUAUUUAGUAAACGUAAAUGGAAAAUGUUCAAUUGGAUUAACUUCACUCUAAACCGUUAUUCACACAAUAAAAAGGCGCUAAACAAAGAAUGAAACGAGGAAGGAAGACAAGAAAAGAGUUCGCUGAAGUUAUGUGACAGAUUUUUGUUAUAUAUACGUUUGCCUUAAAUAUGAUAACCACUUCACCAAAUAGUGAAUUUUGGAGAGAAAAAAAGUUUACUGCUGGUGUGUUUACCGCAGGUGCAUUGCUAUGAAGAUGGAUUGAUUUCAUUUCAGCUUUUUAAGCGUGCAUCAUGUGGUAUUACUCUUUAUUUUACCUUACAGAAACUUCACUCUAUUCGAGUGAGAAUUCGAUCUGACUGACUAAAAUCGGUGACCGAACGAACUGCUUAUAUUGAAAUUAAUGUAAUCUAGAAGAUUGAGUUGUCAUUUGAGUUCUACUGGAUCUUACUUUCAAUCAUUCGAAAUUGUCCUGUAUUUGGGGUAAAAUGUGGAUGUGGUUCAAGCGUGUGAAUAUUGUUUUUGUGAUAAGGAGUUGCAGAAUU
Patiria miniata (bat star) is the source of this 1313-nucleotide messenger RNA. RefSeq names its product calmodulin-A-like. The transcript is spliced from 6 exons. The coding region runs from base 129 to 623 and encodes 164 amino acids. The record is from RefSeq and is a predicted model, not a curated record. Lineage: Eukaryota; Metazoa; Echinodermata; Asteroidea; Valvatida; Asterinidae. Gene Ontology annotation, molecular function: enzyme regulator activity; calcium ion binding.